CUGAUUCUGCGCAUUAGCGCUUCCGGGAAAUGUGCUCCAAAAAUAUAAAUAAAUAUCUUGCAUUAAAAACAAAUUUACUGCUGUAACAUAGAUCGACUACUAUUCAAAAGACGUCUUAUCGAAUUUUAGUUACUGCGCCUUCAGUAUGAGACCCUUAACAGACGAGGAAACGAAAGCAUUCUUUGAGAAACUUUCAAAAUAUAUUGGAGAGAGCAUUAAGCAACUGAUUGACCGACCAGAUGGCGCUUACUGUUUUAGGCUUCACAAUGACAGAGUGUUCUAUGUACGAGAAGACCUCAUGAAAAAAGCAGCUCAUGCUUCGAGGGAAAAUCUUGUGAGUUUCGGAACCUGUUUCGGCAAAUUCACCAAAUCAGGAAAAUUCCGUCUUCAUGUAACAGCAUUAGAUUUCCUCGCCCCAUAUGCUAAGUUUAAAAUUUGGGUAAAGCCUAGUGCUGAGCAGCAGUUCCUAUAUGGGCACCACAUCAUGAAGAAUGGUCUAGGCAGAAUAACAGAGAACACUCAACAAUACCAGGGCAUUAUAGUGUGUGCAAUGAAUGACACUCCAUUGGGAUUUGGAGUUGCAGCCAAGUCAACACAAGAAUGCCGACACACAGACCCAAUGACUAUAGUAGCAUUCCACCAGGCAGAUGUAGGUGAAUACAUUCGGAGUGAGGAACACUUACUUUGAUCAUAUAGGAUCAUAUGGAAAACAUUUCUGUUUGGGAUGAUGGGGCAUACUCAUUCCCGUCACUUCAUAUGGUACAAUCAUGAGAUAUGCCAUUAUUUAAUGACGGAAAGAUUUUUAGUGAACUGAUUGACACGUCUGGUGUCAAUAUAUCCUGUAUUUUUACAACAUUGAUACAGAAUUCAUACACUCUAAGUCAUUGUACCAUGCCCAUUGACAUCUGAAACAUCUUGUGUUAAAAUACAAUUCAAAAGCCUUAUAUCCCAAGUAUCACAUCUUCUGUGAAGGUGCAAGGCUUCAGGCACCAUCCACGUCAUUGUUCCUUCUUUAUUUCUGGAUGGUGUCUGGACCUUUGCAAGGACGUAAGGACGAUCAGAGUACAAUUGAAUAAAAAAAUAUGAAGAUAUUAUGCCAUCGAAUUGAUGGAUUUCUUGGGUACAAUAUUUUUUAUAUUUAGUUGAAUCAUUUAGUAACCUACCAUAUCUGAAAAUUUGUCAUAAUGUGAUACCAAAAGCCUUCAGGUUUUCAAAUAUAAACAUGGGAAUACAUAUAUGUGUAGUGUGUACAAUACAAGGAAAUUUUUUCACUAUUUAAAAAAAAGAAUUAUAAGCAUAUUUAUAAGAAUGGAAAUAUAAAUGAGAAUAAGAUAAGGAGCUUUUUUGUGUUCUUUUUAUUAGUCUUAGUUGCUGAAAUAUUGUAUUUGUAAUUAUUACCACCUUGCAGGGGUCUGUCGUGGCGGGCCGAAACGUUCCCUGGGAAAUGAGCUAUCAUUCAGUGUGUAUAAUUUUCGUUCAGUGACAAUCUGAUCUUGGUAUUUCAACCCUGGGCUUAAGGUGGUAAUAAUACUAAUAAAUUCAUUUCAGC
Messenger RNA from Owenia fusiformis, 1549 nucleotides. NCBI's taxonomy places the organism in Eukaryota, Metazoa, Annelida, Polychaeta, Sabellida, Oweniidae. The record is from the annotation of a GenBank genome assembly.